This is a messenger RNA of Apodemus sylvaticus (European woodmouse), 1335 nucleotides long. RefSeq names its product annexin A4 (gene Anxa4). Gene Ontology annotation, cellular component: cytoplasm. Bases 128 to 1087 code for a protein of 319 amino acids. Gene Ontology annotation, molecular function: calcium-dependent phospholipid binding; calcium ion binding. Lineage: Eukaryota; Metazoa; Chordata; Mammalia; Rodentia; Muridae. The record is from RefSeq and is a predicted model, not a curated record. The transcript has 13 exons.
CACCCCGAGACGGGGCGGGUCCUAUCGUCCGGGACGAGGGUGUGGCAGCCGGGGUAGACUCGGCCAGUCUCCGCACGAGAGAGGAGCUUCUGCUGGUGUGACUGAACUUUGAACGUGAGUUACAGCCAUGGAAACCAAAGGAGGAACCGUGAAAGCUGCUUCAGGAUUCAAUGCAACUGAAGACGCCCAGGUCCUGAGGAAGGCCAUGAAAGGUCUUGGUACGGACGAAGAUGCCAUCAUCGGAGUCUUAGCCUACCGAAACACUGCCCAACGCCAGGAAAUCAGGACUGCCUACAAGAGCACCAUCGGCAGGGACCUGAUUGAGGACUUGAAGUCGGAGCUGAGCAGCAACUUUGAGCAGGUGAUCCUAGGCAUGAUGACGCCCACGGUGCUGUAUGAUGUGCAGGAGCUGCGGAGGGCCAUGAAGGGAGCUGGCACGGAUGAGGGCUGUCUGAUUGAGAUCCUGGCCUCUCGUAACCCUGAGGAGAUCCGUCGCAUCAACCACACAUACCAGCAGCAAUACGGAAGGAGCCUUGAAGAGGACAUCUGCUCUGACACAUCCUUCAUGUUCCAGCGAGUACUGGUGUCCCUCACAGCGGGUGGCAGGGAUGAGGGAAAUUACCUGGAUGAUGCGCUUGUGAAGCAGGACGCCCAGGAGCUGUAUGAGGCUGGAGAGAAGAAAUGGGGCACAGACGAGGUGAAAUUCCUCAGCAUUCUCUGUUCCCGGAAUCGGAACCAUCUGUUGCACGUGUUUGAUGAAUACAAAAGGAUCUCACAGAAGGACAUUGAACAGAGCAUUAAGUCUGAGACUUCUGGAAGCUUCGAAGAUGCCCUGCUGGCUAUAGUGAAGUGCAUGCGGAAUAAACCUGCAUAUUUUGCGGAGAGGCUUUAUAAAUCCAUGAAGGGCUUGGGCACGGAUGACAGCACCCUCAUCAGAGUGAUGGUUUCGAGAGCAGAGAUUGACAUGCUGGACAUCCGGGCGAACUUCAAGAGGCUCUAUGGGAAGUCUCUGUACUCUUUCAUCAAGGGUGACACUUCCGGGGACUACAGGAAGGUUCUGCUCAUUCUCUGUGGAGGAGAUGAUUAAUACAAGGCGCAGGACAGAAGGCUUCUUAACACUGAUUUUUUUUUUUAACUUCAUUUUUCUGCACUGCUAUUACCAUUAUCUCAAAUGCUUAUUUGCAAUUAAAACACCUCCAGUUGCCUCCUAGGAUCCAGACUGUGUUAUUAUCGUCUAUAAUUAGUCAUUUUGAUGCCUUAAACUUGUACUUUCAAAGCUUUUAAGACGUACAUGGAAAUUUAGAAUUAAAAUUAAAAUGUGUCUUUAUCAGAUUA